AUGCGUCUCUACACGCGCCUCCGCGCACCACCGUCUACGCCGCCAAUCCGUUUCGCUCUCGGCCCUCCGUCAAAUUUAGUGUAUUUGAACCUCCCCAAUAAUUUCUUGCCUCGUUAUGCCAAGUCCAUCCCUAGAACUUCGUUUUACUGUAAUGGGCUCCGGCCAUUUUCGCAUACCUACAGCGCAACAGCUGUUAUGGAUCUGGCAGAGGAAGAGAAUACUGAUAAACUGAGAAGAAAUCUUGAGGCUGUGGGAUUAAAUGCUGAUUUUUGUAGGCCUGGACAAUAUGAUAUCUUGUAUUGUCCCAAGGUUUUUGCUGAUACCAAAAAAGCUAACCCGGGGGAGAGUGUAAAGCUAGAGAAGCUGAGUGAUGAGUUGCUUGCAUAUUUUGCUGAAAGGAUGAUAUCGAAGGAAACAUUGGAGAGAAAUAAUGUUAUGCAAGUUGGUGAUUGGAACACCAUUGCCUUUCCUUACAGACUAAAUGGCGAACUCGUUGGCUGUAAGUAUCGAAAACUAGAAAAAAGGUUUUGGCAGGAAAAAGAUACAGAGAAGGUGCUUUACGGGCUUGAUGACAUAGCUGAUUCGGACGAGAUUAUAAUUGUUGAAGGUGAAAUAGACAAGCUAUCUGUUGAAGAAGCUGGUUUUUUCAACUGUGUUAGUGUUCCAGGAGGCGCACCACAAACAGUUUCACCCAAAGAGCUUCCAUCUCCCGAUAAGGACACCGGCUUUAAGUACUUAUGGAAUUGCAGAGAGUAUCUCGACAAGGCGUCUCGAAUUAUACUGGCAAUUGAUUGUGAUGGACCAGGCGAUGCUUUAGCUGAAGAGCUUGCUCGUCGGCUUGGAAGAGAGAGCAGAGUUAUUUUCAUGGCGGCUAAGGAGUUUCUGCUGCUCAAGUCCUCUCCCGCUGCGCACGCGCGCGUGCUCUCGCUCCAUUCUUGUUCGCAAACGCGCUGCUUUCGCUCCAAUAGCAGGAAAAAUCUCUCCUUUUUCGCUAAUAAUUCGAGACCCUUCACUGCAAUUUAUCAGAGGGCCGCUUCUGGAUAUGGUUAUACCUCAUGUGCAGCCAUGCCCAUUCCCCGACCGAUACCUAGUGUUGGUGUGGAGACUCUUAAGUAUCAACCUGUAGAUGAAGGACAGCUUAUUGUAUUGAGGCGAAAGUUGAGGGAAAUCGGCAUUGACCCCGAACCUUGUUUGCCUGGGCAGUACCAUGGCUUAUUUUGUCCAAGUUGUAAAGGUGGGGAGUUAGAGGAGAAGAGCUUAUCUCUUCUUAUUGAACCAGACGGGGGGGCAGCAGUUUGGACUUGCUUUCGAGCUAAAUGUAAGUGGACAGGCGCUACCCGAGCGUAUGCAGAUGUAAAAUCGACUUAUGCAACAAUGAAUGCUAAUACGAGAGUGAAGCAGCCUAGAAUAAUCACAGAGGAGAGUUUGGGACUAGAACCUUUGAGUAAUGAUAAUGUUAUUGCUUUCACUUACCGGAGGAAUAGAGAGCUUGUAAGCUGCAAGUAUCGUGACAUGAACAAAAAAUUUUGGCAGCUCGUUAUGCAGGAAGCCAAUACUGAAAAAAUCUUUUAUGGACUGGAUGAUAUAAAACAAGCAAGUGAUGUCAUCAUUGUUGAAGGUGAAAUGGACAAACUUGCAAUGGAAGAAGCUGGCUUCAGAAACUGUGUGAGUGUCCCAGAUGGUGCUCCUCCGAAAGUCUCGGACAAGGCUUUGCCCUGCCAAGAAAAUGACGUCAAGUACCUAUACCUAUGGAACUGCAAAGAGUAUAUGGAAAAGGCAUCUCGCAUUAUUCUUGCCACGGAUAAUGAUGCCCCUGGUCAAGCCUUAGCUGAAGAACUUGCACGGCGUUUGGGGAGAGAAAGGUGUUGGAGGGUGACAUGGCCUAAAAAGAACGACACAGAAAGAUACAAAGAUGCAAAUGAGGUGCUUAUGCUUAUGGGCCCUGAUGCACUGAGGGAUGUCAUUGAAACUGCUGAGCUUUACCCAAUUAGAGGUCUGUUCAAUUUCAAAGAUUACAAUGGUGAGAUUGAUGACUACUAUCAUCAGUCACUUGGUUACGAGCUUGGUGUCUCGACUGGAUGGAGGGCUCUCAACGACUUGUAUAAUGUUGUGCCUGGAGAAUUGACAAUCGUAACAGGAGUUCCAAAUUCAGGCAAGAGUGAGUGGAUUGAUGCUCUGUUAUGCAAUCUAAACCAUAGUGUUGGUUGGAAAUUUGCACUUUGCUCUAUGGAAAACAGGGUAAUAUACGGGGAGCAUAUUGAGAGGAUGAGCGUUGAGGAGUUGGAGCAAGGAAAGAAAUGUGAGAAUGAUUGCCUUCCGAAUAUCGAGUGGGUUCUUGAUCUCGCAAGAGUUGCAGUUAUUCGACAUGGGAUUAAUGGACUUGUGAUCGACCCGUAUAAUGAACUUGACCAUCAACGUUCCCCUAAUCAGAUCACUGGUGAGUACAUGGACAUUGAUAUGUCAUCCCAAAACGAGAAGCGCAGAAAAUAGGUUAUUCUUAAGGUUCGAAAAUAGAUUUUUUUUUUUUUAUUAUGUAAUUUUAUAAAUAUGAGUCGAGUUCGAGCUGUUUUUCCAGUUUAGCUUGAGUAUCAGAAGCUCACGUUUGGCUCAGUUCGUUUACGCUCUACUGGACAACAAUGGAAGAGGUGAAAAAUCAAAAUGUCUGAGUAUUAUUAUUUAGUCCCAUGAAAAUUCAUUCACUCCAAAAGGAAAUGAAAUACAAUCUAGAGGGAUAUAAUAAAAAGAUGUAGAAAACAUUCAAGAAAAAAACAAAGACACUCAUAUCAAAAAAGGAAAAUGCUACACGUACAUAAUAAAUGUACAUAGAGG
Molecule: messenger RNA, 2829 nt
Organism: Striga asiatica
Lineage: Eukaryota; Viridiplantae; Streptophyta; Magnoliopsida; Lamiales; Orobanchaceae
Source: the annotation of a GenBank genome assembly